This is a messenger RNA of Theileria annulata, 639 nucleotides long. RefSeq names its product GTP-binding protein, putative. Lineage: Eukaryota; Apicomplexa; Aconoidasida; Piroplasmida; Theileriidae. The record is from RefSeq and is a predicted model, not a curated record. The transcript has 8 exons. Gene Ontology annotation, molecular function: GTP binding. Bases 1 to 639 code for a protein of 212 amino acids.
AUGAGAUUGUCACACAAACUCUUUAACCUUAUUUGGCGAGACCUUUUGUCAAUAUUAAUGAUCCAAGAAAUCGCAUUUUCAAAAACAUUGUUUUCAAAAAACGUAACAUCGAAUCCUAUAUACGUCUCUGAAACCAUAGAUAAGGCUCCAUUAACGAAGAUUCCACAGAUUGCCUUUGUUGGUUACUCAAACGUUGGAAAGUCGAGCCUAAUUAACUCUAUUCUUUACGGAGCUGAUAUUCCCCUCUUUGCAAGAAACAUAGUUUCUAACUCUAAAAUGCUGAAGAACCCCAAAUUUGCACCUGGGAGAACAAGACAUUUGUUUACAUUUGACCUGGGGAACAAUAUUUCCCUUGUGGAUCUGCCUGGAUAUGGAUGUGCCAAAGUUUCAGAUGUAAGUCUAUUGAUUAAUAAGAGUGGUAGGAAGUUAGAAAUGAGUGGUCUCUGCUUCUUGUAUCGUAUUUUCUCGCUGGUUGAUUCAAUAAAGGGGCCCGUAAAGGAAGAUUUUAAGCUUUGGAGCAUGUUGAACGAAAUGGAAAUACCCUUUCAGGUAGUACUCACUAAAUGUGACCGUUUGAAGACUACGAAAUUUUCGACCAAUACGUAUACGCCACUUCUGCAACCAGACUUUUGGGAAUAA